Messenger RNA from Sparassis crispa, 1755 nucleotides. RefSeq lists its product as hypothetical. Bases 1 to 1755 code for a protein of 584 amino acids. Gene Ontology annotation, biological process: meiotic chromosome segregation. The record is from RefSeq and is a predicted model, not a curated record. NCBI's taxonomy places the organism in Eukaryota, Fungi, Basidiomycota, Agaricomycetes, Polyporales, Sparassidaceae. The transcript has 6 exons. Gene Ontology annotation, cellular component: nucleus; chromosome, centromeric region.
AUGAGCAGGCGACAGUCGCGUGUAUCGAUUGAUGCAAGACAAAACGACACCCUCCUCGAGUUCGAAAACUUCAAGAAGAAAUUUCUCCUCGCCAACAAACACAUAACGAAACUCAACUCCACGCUCAGCGUUCGCAUCGAAGAAUUGAACGCACAGAUAUCCACUCUUUAUGUCGAGAACCUACGCUUGCGCGCAUCGGAGAUCGCGCUCACCUCACAGCUGAAACGCGAACGGGAGAGGUCAAGAAAAAUCAUCGCAGACACGGAAGCUGCAACACAUAGCCUGCUCAAGCAUCUAGGUCAUAUUCGCAAGUCGUUCAGCAUACCUCAUAGCAGGUCGUCCAGCGAGGAGUCCCAACCACCUGCGCCCACAGCCGUCCGCGCGAAACGGCCCGUCGUGAACCCAAACGCAUCGCCAGCCCCGAACCGUCUCGCUCGCCCUCCGACCUUCCCGGGCAUCACCGAGGACGACGAGACGAACCUGUCAUCUCCCGGAGAGCCCGACGCCGAUGUGGAGGAGGAACUCGAGGCCAGUCCCACGCCUGUGAAGCGUCGGAAGACCAAACCACACACAUCAGACUCUCGGCUUCCCGUGCCGACACGGGUCGCUUCCCCGCCCCCGGUUCCGGAGAUUGACUUCUCGGAGCAACUGAACAAGGUCGGCAAGCGCAAGCCGACGAGGCGACAGAGCGGAUUGCUGUCCAGCGUAUCAAUCACAACCGUAACAUCGGGAGGUAUCAGUACAGAAAUCAUGCCCCCACGACCGCCAAGUCCCGCAUUUGGGUCUCCAUUCCGGCGUGAAGUCGGAUUGGCCGAAGAGGAGGAGGAGCUUGCAGCUGUCAACGGUGAGGUCGUAGGUCCGCAGUACGAGGAGCAGGAAGUAGAGGUAAUCCUACAAGCCGUGACGAAGAGGGAGAGGAGGGAGAAAAAACUUAAAGAGAAGGAUAGAGAUAGAGACAGGGACAAGGACAGGGACAGAGAUAUCAUCGCGGAUAGUGGAACCAGUCGGGAUCAUGAGAGGAAGAGAUCCAGAGUACACGAAGAGCCAGCAGGUAUCGAAUCCAGCGGAGGAAGCAAGUCGAAGCUGAAGGACGUCACCAAUUCGCAAGCUGCUCCGUCUGUUCUUUCUUUGUUCGAUGCCCCAGAUCGUGAACGGCAACGCACCUCAAAUGACGAUGAAGAACCCACAGCCACGACUUCCACACACACGCUCUCAUCCAGCGUUGCGACGCGCAACUUCCUGUCGGCAGCAGUAGAUCCGCCACCCAUCACCCACUCGAGUCGAACAUCUUACCUAGCCUCACCACGAACGUCCAGCCCCCCUCCAGCAGCAGCAUCCGAAGCAGAGCCCGUAGGCGGGCGUGAAAGGAGGGUACGCAAGAGCAUAAACUAUGCUGAGCCCAAGCUCAACACGAAAAUGCGCAAGCCUGACGCGGGCCCGUCGACGUCGAAACGGGCGUCGACUUCGUCGGGCGAGGGAUCAGCGUUGCGUGCGUCACCCGAGGCUCCUGCGCAGGAUCCGCCACCCGCACCUGAUCCGGGCGCCGUGAGGCGCAAGAAGUCGCGCGCGCGUAUGCUCAGCGAGGACGGUGAGGAGAGCGAGGGCGCUCAGGCCGACGCGGAGUUCGGCGGCCUGCGUGCAGCGGGCAGCGGCUGGGUCAACAUGGAAGGGCGGCGGCGCAGCGUGCAAAGCGGGUCCGGGAGCUUGAGGCGCGUCGAGGGCGACGACGCGCGGCGGCACAGCUUGGCUGUCUAG